Messenger RNA from Peniophora sp. CBMAI 1063, 312 nucleotides. Lineage: Eukaryota; Fungi; Basidiomycota; Agaricomycetes; Russulales; Peniophoraceae. The record is from the annotation of a GenBank genome assembly.
AUGAACCGUCGCGAAGAGGUUCGCCGUCAGCGUAUCGAGUCGGAGCAGCGUCGCCGCGACGAGCUUCGGGAUGGUUACCGCCGGCUCAAGGACGUGCUCCCGGUGUCGAACCAGAAGUCAUGCAAGCUUGCACUUCUCGAUAGGGCGACGACACAUAUUUGCCACCUCGAGAUGUCCCACACGCAGCUCUUGACUCGUCUCCAGCAGGUCGAGGAGGAAACACUUCGUCUGCGCAAGCUCACGGAGCGGCUCGUGUUCAGUACCGCCGAUCAACGACAAGCGCUUCUCGAGCAGCAGGCUAGCGCGCGCUGA